AUGUCGGAUGUAAAUCCAGUAGGUCCAUAUGGAACCAUUGCAAAUGGCCAUCACGAACAGAGGAUGAUUCAGGAGGCCAUGCCCCUGAAAACCACUAUCACUUUGAAUUGGGCUGUUUCGCGCAACUACAGGUUUGCUAUAUUUCCUGAUUGCAGAAGCUCAGAUGGCUCUACUGAUCUCAAGCUCCAUUGUUGCAUAAACUGGAAAUCGCACUAUGACAUGGAGGAAAGGCUUCCAAACAAACCAGAUUUUCCAAGCUUUGAUGCACUGAAAAACAUUUUCACAUGCUCUGCUGAUGCCCAUGGUGUCACAUUCAUGUUCCGCCAAGUGUUGCAACAAUUGGUGCUGUGCCUUCAUAUGAUCCCCCAGGCUUUUGCUCAUAUCUCCAAUUGCUAA
This is a messenger RNA of Miscanthus lutarioriparius, 396 nucleotides long. NCBI's taxonomy places the organism in Eukaryota, Viridiplantae, Streptophyta, Magnoliopsida, Poales, Poaceae. The record is from the annotation of a GenBank genome assembly.